This is a messenger RNA of Symbiodinium sp. CCMP2592, 810 nucleotides long. The record is from the annotation of a GenBank genome assembly. NCBI's taxonomy places the organism in Eukaryota, Dinophyceae, Suessiales, Symbiodiniaceae.
AUGCGUGUGCCCGAAGAGCCGUCCUCUGAAGAGGAAUGGAGUGAGGAGGAGAGUGGGACGGUUCAGCCGUGGGACUCGAAUGACGAGCUUGACUUUACUCCCGGCAUGCCAUGGUGGCAGGCGACAUUCAGCCUGGUUGUUGUGGUUAUUGGCGUGGGAGUUAUGGCGUUACCACAGUUGCCCAUGAAGGGCGGCUGGUGCAUGUCAAUCUUGUCAAUGCUUGCAUGCUACAUGGCCAUCACGGAAUCCGGCAUUGCGAUGUGGAAGGGCGUCAUGGCUGGCAAUCACGCCGACGCUAAGGAUCUUGCUUCCAAGGCCAUCGUUUCAUAUGAAGAUUUUGGGAAAGCUGCCUUUGGCAAGACAGGGGAGGCUGUGGUCCUGCUAAUGAUGAUGCUCUACUUCCUCGGCGUCGUGGCGAGUUUUGGCGUGCUUAUUGCUGAGGAGUUGGAGAACCUCAUUGGGCACAUCAGCAAGAAGGAGUGGUUGCUUGCCUUUGCCCCCAUAAUGAUCCUGAUGUCGCAACUGCCAAACGUCACAGCAGUCGCAAAGAUGACCCCCCUGGCCGUGUUUUGCAUCCUCAUCCUCGUGGGCGUGAUCAUCUCCAAGUCAGUCUUGGAUGCUCAGCGCUGGCAAGAAUGGCCCGAUCCGGCGAAGCUGCAUAGAGAUUGGCCACAGGACCCCAUGGCUAUGGGCACGGUCGUCGCAAGCAUGUUUGGGGCCUUUGGCGUGAACGGAAACGUGCCCUCGAUCCUGUGUGAGAUGAAGGACCCAAUGGAGUUUCCGUUUGCUUACAAGACCGUGCUUGGUUAG